Doryrhamphus excisus (bluestripe pipefish) is the source of this 4061-nucleotide messenger RNA. It is a transcript of the gene clk2b, whose product is annotated as CDC-like kinase 2b. Gene Ontology annotation, cellular component: nucleus. NCBI's taxonomy places the organism in Eukaryota, Metazoa, Chordata, Actinopteri, Syngnathiformes, Syngnathidae. Gene Ontology annotation, molecular function: ATP binding; protein tyrosine kinase activity; protein serine/threonine kinase activity. The record is from RefSeq and is a predicted model, not a curated record. Gene Ontology annotation, biological process: peptidyl-tyrosine phosphorylation; regulation of RNA splicing.
UUGUUCCAUUCCUCUCCUGGUGGUCCGCUUUCUCUUCCUCCACCUGCCCUCCAUCCUCCCUUCAGAGGUGCUGUGCACGAUGGGGAAGACGGAGCUGCACUCUUUGUACAAAACCUUCCUGGACUGCCUUUGCCUCUGCUUGUCUCGAGGCAGCGUUGAAGCGGCGGGUGACAUCGACCGGGACACUGAGAGCGGACAUCUGCUGUACAGGAACGGGGACAUCCUGGAGGAGCGAUACGAGAUACAGGACACGCUAGGGGAGGGGACCUUUGGGAAGGUGGUGCAAUGUUUGGACCAUGGCAGAGGUGGACGUGGAAUCGCUCUGAAGAUCAUUAAGAACAUGGAAAAGUACAGAGAAGCAGCCAAACUGGAGAUCCAUGUUCUGGAGAAGAUCAGCAAGAAAGAUCCAGGCAGAAUGUUUCACUGCGUGCAGAUGCUGGACUGGUUCAACUACCGCGGCCACAUCUGCAUCGCCUUCGAGCUGCUGUCCCUCAGCACCUUCGACUUCCAGAGAGCAAACAACUUCCUGCCUUACCCGCUCCACCACGUCCGACACAUGGCCCAGCAGAUCUGCCGCGCCGUCAGCUUUCUCCAUGACAACAGACUGACUCACACCGACCUGAAGCCAGAGAACAUCCUCCUCGUCAACUCCCGCUAUUCCCUGGUUUACAACGCUGACAAGAAGUGUAACGAACGCAGACUCAACGACACCACGGUGCGCCUUGUGGACUUCGGCAGCGCCACAUUCGAGCAGGAGCACCACUCCACCGUCAUCUCCACACGUCACUACCGGGCCCCAGAGGUCAUACUGGAGUUGGGGUGGAGUCACCCAUGCGACGUGUGGAGUAUCGGCUGCAUUCUCUUUGAGUACUACCAAGGAUUCACGCUCUACCAGACUCAUGACAACAAGGAACAUCUUGCCAUGAUGGAGCACAUUCAGGGAGCCAUUCCUCCAAGAAUGAUACAAAGGAGCAGGAAGCAGACGUAUUUCCAUCACGGCCACCUCAGCUGGAACGAGUGCUCCAAGUCGGGUCGAUACGUGAAAGCCAAGUGCAAGCCUCUACGGGGGUACCUUCUCUCGCAGGGGAGAGAACACCACCACUUCUUUGACCUUUUGGAGAAGAUGCUGGAGUAUGAGCCCUCAAAGCGCAUCUCCCUCUCCUCCGCUCUGAGCCAUCCUUUCUUCACGCGAGCCCAGCAGCCGGCAAGGUGGGCAGCCGUCAGAAACAGCUCCAGUAUGAGCAGAUAGCUAGCUUGACCACUAGAGGGUGUGCAGUCCAGUCAUUGGUUGGCGAGCAUGAUGACAGCAUCACGCAUCAUUUGCAUAGCGGCUGUAGUUAGCGCCAUCCCGGAAACCAGGUUAGGUUCCACCGUGAGGAGCUAAAGCCGACUAUAUGAGCCCAUAUAGAGACGCUGCUUUGCUUAGAGGCGAGUUGGGGGGGCAGUGCCCCACUACAUCCGGCAGAGGAUGAUUUUUCUUCUUUGCAAUAUUUUUUAUAUUGAAUACAGAGCAAGGAUGCCGAAAGAACGGGUACAAAUAAAGCUGGAUUUGUUUUGGGAAUAACUUCCUUAGUGUCUGUUUGACUUCCUGUUCUUGGGUAGAACUUGAGUCGGACAGAGUAUUACUUGCGUAUCUGAUACUUUGGUAGGACUGAGUAUUACUUACAUAUCUGAUACUUGGGUAGAUGAUGUUCAUUUUUUUUUUUUUGUUUUUUUUUUUUGAUCCAUGGCAGCGAGCUUGUCAAAGAGGAGGAAAGCACCCCCCCAACCGCUGCCCCAUACCCCCCCCCCCCCCCCACACCCACACACACACUGCUCACUUAGCUGCCAUUGACUGUGGCAUAUUGAUGGAGUGCAGAGGUCACAUUCACAAGGCUACCAAUGUGUUUUUUGACUUAUAACCUUGGUGUGUGUGUGUGUGUGUGUGUGUGUGUGUGUGUGUACACACUCCUUUCAUCCACUUGUCAUUCUAUUCCUGGCGGUGGGAGAAACGCUAGCCAUUUUUCAUUUGAUUAGUAGACAUUUAUCUAUGAAAUAAUUUGCUUCUUUCUUUCUUCCAUUUAGGGAUGCAUGUUAAAUAUCAAAAUAAUAACUUGAUGAUUAAAAUGACAAGGCAAGGGUCCCCACGGCAUGUCUGCCUGUCUCAGCUGGCCUACGCCGGCUCAGUCGCCAGUCGCCGUGCGGUGUGAAAGGUAACGUAAUCUAACAUCAUGCGUCAUUUAUUUAUUGUUCCUACGAGGUGGCUAAGCAACGAGACUGCAAGAUGAGGAUGCUGCCUCGCUAUGUAUAAUCGUGUUGCGUUGCCCGGAGUGCCAGUGAUAAGCCCGACAGCCCAACGUGCCUCCAGUGAGCGUUGCUUGGUCAUGCCGCAGCCGUCAGCACGUGUGUAAUCACAUGCGCUGACGUGUUAUGUGCUGCUAAUUCACCUUAAGGAGCUCACAUCAGUCAGCCUUUUUAUUUGCAAAUCCUCACUGGGUCGCCACCUCACGUCAUUUCUCACCCAUUUCAGUCUGUCUGGGGAGGGGGGAAAGGGGGGGGGGGCACGUGCUGAUCACCGAGCCACAAGAGAAUCCUUUUAAGUGGCUCGUUUUAGCACAUUGGCAUGGUAGCUGUGGUUCUCACACACACACGCAGUGCACUUAUUCAUAAUGCUAUAUUAAUAAUGCUCCACUAGCUCCCACAGACGUAGAAAGAGGACCAUUUCAAAAGUGCAUAUUUUCUUCACUGGCUGUCCCAAUACUUUUGUCCAUUUCAUGUUACUGGCUUGAUUAAAAAAAAAACAUCCUGUGUAUGAAAAUGAAUGAAUGAAUAAGUCCAUGUUCAUUUCAUUCAUUAAAAAUAAUUAGUAGCCAUUUUUUAUAGCUUAUUUAUUUGAUUAUUUUGAUUAUUAUUUUUUGAUUAUUUUUAUAUAUUUUUUUUUUAUAUUAUAUUGAUUAUUUUGGGAUAAUAUAUUGUUCCUUUGUGGCUAUGAGUUGCACUUAUUUUACUAUUUGUAUUCUUACAGAGCUAUGUCAUUUGUCCUUAUUUGUGGCUAUUUCCGUUUGCUAUUUUAUAUAUUAUUUCUUUUUAAUGAAUGUCAAUUUUCUUAGUUGUAUUUGUGCAUAUUUUAUAUCCUAUACAUUUCAGCACUUGAUGUUUGAAUGUGUCUUUUAAUUUGUUAUUUGUAGUUAUUUUAUUUUUGGCUAAUAUUUUUUGGCUAUUGAAUAUAUUUAUUUGUAGCUCCUUUUAUUCAUUUGUGGGAAGUUAUUGUAUUUUGUAACCAUUUGUUUUCCUGGUGAGCCAAAAAGGCUAAGCAGGAGAUACGGACGGAUGCACGGAUGUCUGUUUGGGAUGCGAGCUGACAGGUGGAGGGCGGCAGCUUAAAAAGCAGCAGGCCGAUGUCGGGUGUGUUUGUUUGAGUCCCGUAUGACAUCACCGAUGUCUCCUGUCAACACGUGAGUAUGGAGAGCAUUCCCUGCCACGGCUAACGAGAUCUCCGUCACUAAGUGUGUUAAGCGCUAAUCCGUCCAGGAGAGUUGAGGGGGGGUGGCGAAAGGGUUCUUUUGUUCCUAGGAGUCCACUACCGCCGUCCACCGGGAGACACGCAGCGCCCACCCGGACUGCGGGAAGCACCACAAGCGUCCUGCGAAGAGAAUCUGUUAUUUGCUCAGGUGUUGGGCUGCCAGUGUUAAAAAGUGAUUGACAGGUGGAGGUGGAGGCCAUCUGGCGGGAUCAGGAUUUAUCUUGUGAGCCUUUUUGCCAACUGAGCACACCUGAAAGGAUCCAGAUCCAGAUCCAGGUCCAGGUCUGCAGCUGAGAUCAAGCACCCGGAGGUGGACCUAUCAGAGUAACACAACAUGAGUCGAGGAGAGCACCACGAUACACGCCUCUGUCACCUGUCGGCACAAUAGCAAGCAGAAAUAAGGCCAUGAUCAUGGAGUCUGUGGUGAGGGUGAAGAAGUCCCUGCGUGCGCCCGUCAGGAGGCUGAGCAGCUGCGUGGGAGGUCUGGGGGCCAGGAAGUUGUGCGCCAGACGCAGCAGCCGCAAGAGAGGGAGACGCGGGGGAGGAAGAGGAGGAUGCG